Oryza brachyantha (malo sina) is the source of this 2848-nucleotide messenger RNA. RefSeq names its product serine/threonine-protein kinase D6PK-like. The transcript is spliced from 3 exons. Lineage: Eukaryota; Viridiplantae; Streptophyta; Magnoliopsida; Poales; Poaceae. Gene Ontology annotation, molecular function: protein serine/threonine kinase activity; ATP binding. The coding region runs from base 500 to 2848 and encodes 782 amino acids. Gene Ontology annotation, biological process: protein phosphorylation. Gene Ontology annotation, cellular component: nucleus; plasma membrane; cytoplasm. The record is from RefSeq and is a predicted model, not a curated record.
UGAGACAGAAGUUUGUAGGGCAUAGGGGUGAGUGAGAGUGAGGGCGAGAGGAGGCAGCUCUCAUUUCGUCUUCCUCCUUUGCUCCUCGUGAUGUGCGCGCAUUGCUGCUGCUGCCGCUGCUCAAGCUGAGCUGAGGUGCUGCCUGCCGCUCUCCCCGUUUCAACUCUUCUCCAAAGAAAACCCACCACCAUUUCUUCCCUUCUCUCUCUCUCCAGAUACGCCUCCUUGUCCUACUCGUCGGCGCUCCAGGCGGCUAAACCCUAGUCCCGCCGCCGCCGCCGCUGCCCCUGCGGUUGUCCUGCCGGGCCCCGUGAUGCCGGUUCUUGAUCCGGGAAAGCUGCCUCUUUGGUCACCAAACUGCAGGCACCCACUGGUCCUAACCUGAGCCGCAUCAGCCGUUGGACGGCCUCCCCCCAGAUGCGCCUGUUAGUUGUAAAGCAGCAUGAGUUAAUGCUCUACUAGGCGCAGCUCCGGGGGCAGCAGAGAGGGCUUUGAGAAGAUGGGUUCUUCAGGUUGCUCGGAGAUAGUUGAAUUGGUUGACGAGAUGAAAGAUGCCCGUCCUGGUGGCGUCACCCACCUGAGGGUGAGAGUGAAGCCGGUGGGUGAGGAGCAUGGAGCGCGGUCGUGCUCCGUGGAGGAUGAUCUCGACCGGCUCAUUAGAUCGAUUAAUGUGCGCACAUCCGCGCGGGCUUCUGGGCAGACGAGCACGGAUAGGAGGCUUAUUGCGCUCGGGAAGUCGCCGAUAUCGAGCUCAGAGAUUGUUGAGUCGGUGAGCCUGAAACAGGCCCUAAGGAAGAUGUGCAUCACGCAGGCGUCGGAGAUGGCUGCCAUGAAGAGGAUGUCAAAGCCGACGGUGGUGUCAAAUACUACCCCAGAAGCUGGGGCAAUUAAGAAGCUUUAUGCGACUGUUGUGGUUCAAACCGACGAGGAGCAGGAUGAAAAGAAUAAAUUUGGAAAAGUGUCUGUUUUGCCUGAGAAGGAUGUAGUAAGUUCAUUGGUGAAGUCAACGGAAGGUAAAACUAAGGUACGGAGCAAAAGCCCAGCUAAGAAAAAUGUACGUUCAGCAUCUCCAACCAAAACAAAGGUGCAGAAAACCAGAAUCCAAGAUGUGAUCAGUAAUAAGUCAUCUGAAGGGAUUGAAGAUCCACCUAUGGUAGCAAAACAGAGAAGGGGCAAAUCAAAAACAUCUAGUAGCCCCCGUGCAGUUCCAGUAGGCGGUUCACGCCUGGUGUUCCGGAGUAAAACCUCCACAAAAAAGAAGGUUAAACCCGAACCAGCUGCUGCAGUGCUAUCCCAUAAGCCUUGUGAUGCAAAAGGUUCAAAUUCUCAUGCUAAUAAGAAGCAAGAGACCCUUCAGGAUGAACCCAAAACUCCAGCGCCAAUCAACAAGAAGAUUGCGGUUAGUUCCAUCACCGCUGAUGUAGCUGAUUCAGGAACCAAGGGAUGUGGUGUUGGUGGGAUCCAUGGUUCAAAGCCUGGCGAGUUGUCAAGAUCGAAGGAAAAAGGAGAAUGCUCCCAAAGCUCAAAAAGCAGCAUGGGUGAUUAUAGCACCAGCACAAGCAUCAGCGAUGACAGCUAUGGUAGUUUCAGUGCUAAUGGCUGCAGGCCUCACAUGUCAAAAGAUGUGAGAUGGGGAGCCAUUAGGCACAUGGCAAUCCAACAAGGGAACCUGGGACUGAAGAACUUCAAGCUUCUCAAACAACUUGGUUGUGGAGAUAUUGGCACUGUUUAUCUAGCUGAAUUGGUGAGUUCAGAAUGCAUGUUUGCAUUGAAAGUUAUGGAUAUUGAAUACCUGAUAAGUAGAAAAAAGAUGCUUCGUGCACAAACUGAGAGGGAGAUCCUGCAAAUGCUUGACCACCCGUUUCUUCCAACUCUGUAUUCUUAUUUCACAACCGACAAUCUGUCCUGCCUAGUCAUGGAGUAUUGCCCUGGUGGUGACCUACAUGUUCUAAGACAGAAACAACCUACCAGGACCUUUUCAGAAGCUGCUGCUAGGUUUUAUGUUGCUGAAGUUCUUCUCGCGUUGGAAUAUUUGCAUAUGUUGGGGGUCAUAUAUCGCGAUCUGAAGCCAGAGAACAUACUUGUUCGUGAAGACGGGCACAUUAUGCUCUCUGAUUUCGAUCUGUCCCUGAGGUGCUCAGUAAAUCCAAUGCUUGUAAGAGCCUCAUCAGUAGGAAGAGAUGAGCCUAGUAGACCUUCUGGGCCUUGUGCGGAGAGCUGCAUUGAUCCCCUGUGUAUCCAACCAUCAUGGGCCAAUUCUUCAUGCUUCACGCCUCGACUGGUUUCUUCUACCCCAUCCAGGGCACGGAGGCCCAGGGGCGAGCCUAUGAAGAAACCAUCACUGCCACAACUUGUUGUUGAGCCAACUGAUGCAAGGUCAAAUUCAUUCGUUGGUACCCAUGAAUAUCUUGCCCCGGAGAUCAUUAGAGGAGAUGGACAUGGUAGCUCGGUUGACUGGUGGACUCUUGGCAUCUUUCUCUAUGAAUUACUCUAUGGCAGGACACCAUUCAGGGGACCUGGGAAUGAGGAGACGCUGACAAAUGUGGUCUCGCAGGGACUGAAGUUCCCUGAUAACCCCGCUGUCAGCUUCCAUGCACGGGAUUUGAUCAGAGGGUUGCUUGUGAAGGAUCCAGAGUACCGGCUAGGCUCAACGAAAGGAGCCGCUGAGAUCAAGCGGCAUCCUUUCUUUGAAGGCCUGAACUGGGCGUUGAUCCGAUGGACCGCACCGCCGGAGACUCCGAAAAGCUUCGACGCAGCAAGCCUCACGACGGCAGCACGGAAGAAGAAGGAAGGCAAGUGCCUGGAGUUCAGGCUGAAUGGAGACGAUAUCGAGUUUGAGCUCUUCUAG